This is a messenger RNA of Saccostrea cuccullata (small rock oyster), 1398 nucleotides long. RefSeq lists its product as uncharacterized. The record is from RefSeq and is a predicted model, not a curated record. Gene Ontology annotation, molecular function: translation repressor activity; ubiquitin protein ligase activity. Bases 1 to 1398 code for a protein of 465 amino acids. The transcript has a single exon. Gene Ontology annotation, biological process: protein polyubiquitination; negative regulation of translation; proteasome-mediated ubiquitin-dependent protein catabolic process. NCBI's taxonomy places the organism in Eukaryota, Metazoa, Mollusca, Bivalvia, Ostreida, Ostreidae.
AUGAAAUGUGUCAUCACUUCCCAUAAUGGACACAACGUGAAAGACAUACCAAACAUCUUCAACGACAAGAAAAAGGAAAUCCAAAAGGAAACACUGGAAAUUGAAUCCAGCAUUAUUCCAAAAUACAAAAAGAAAAACGAAGAUAGUGACAGGGAUAUAACUUUAUGCUUGGAAAAAUAUUUUGAUCUCGAAAAAGAAACAGAGAAACAGAGAACAAUGUGGCAUCGAGAAGUAGACAGCAUCUUUAAUAAAUUCGGAACUUUGAUCACAUCCAUGAGAGAAAACCACCUGGCUGUAUUAAAAGCUAACCAAUCUAAACUCAGAGGCAUGAUUCCAGAAAUCCUCCAAACAGUUAAAAGAAACAAAGAGAUCAUGAAGUCCAAUAAAGUCUCAGAAGUGACUAACCACGAAUCAAACCUUGUUGAAUACAGGAACUCUCUUGCAGAUCCUAGUGUGCCGAUUCCUUCCCUGAAAACCAGUACAGUCCAAGGGAAAGAAUUCAGUAUAGAGCUAGAAAAAUACAAAGCAACUCUUACACAGAUAUCGCUAUCCAGUCUGAAAGAAGAAGUAUCUUUUUCAUCAACGAGAGAGUUGUUGGACAAAGUCAGAGUUAUUGCAACAAUUCCAACUGGAGUGAAACCUCUACAUAGAGUGGUGGCUGUCGGAGGAGAUAAAGCUUGGGUUAGUGGUUUAGAUAAAGCUCUGAAAUGUGUGAACAUAUACGGAUCUGUAGAGCAGAUCCUUGCCCUCACACAGCAAAUCUAUCCUAGUGAUAUAUCACUAACAAGGGAGGGUGAACUGAUAUAUAGUAUUUCUGAAGAUAGAACUGUCAACAUUGUCAGACGCGAGGGGAUAGAGAUAUUGAUCAAAACACCGCAAGAAUGGACUCCAGAAGGACUGAGCUGCACUAAGUCAGGAAACAUACUGGUCACUCUAAGUAAUAGACAGCAAAAAAUGAUUGCCCGCUAUCAUGGACAGGAAGUAAAGCAGGAAAUAUUCAAAGAUGAAAAUGGAAAAGCCCUUUUUGCAAGUGGUAAAUUGGUGCCUUUUAUUGCCGAGAACAACAAUGGAGGCAUUUGUGUUUCUGAUAUUAAUGCCCAGACAGUUGUCGUACUUGAUACAACGGGAAGAGUACGAUUUCGAUACAAUGGUAGACCAGCCGGAAGGAGAAAGGGGUUUGUUCCAAGAAAAAUUGUGACAGACUCUAUGAGUCAGAUCAUUGUGGAAGAUUUAAGAAGUGACUGUCUGCAUAUUCUUGACCAGGACGGACAGUUCCUGAAAUGUCUAGAUAGGUGUGGAAUACCCAAGCCCUGUGGAUUGAGUGUGGACAGUGAGGGGAGGUUGUGGGUAGGACUAUUUGAAAAAGGAGAAAUAAAGGUGAUCAGGUACAUGAUAUAA